UCCUUAAGUUACAGCGGCAGUGAAGCGCUGUCUUGCGGAGCACAUGCAGACUGUCAGUUUUCUGUCUCCUGCUCGCUGAACUUCGCUGCUCUGUUGCGUUUGCUGGGCAAUCGCCACCUCCUCGGCCCGGCGUGCCUACAGUACCGAGGACCCGAGAAGGUUUCUCCAGUGCCUCCCAAGGUAAAGGGUCUUCCACUUUUCUGAAGGGAUUUUGACAGAAGUAAGCUGUAAGAGAAAACUUCCUGCAAGAUAGAUGACUAAAGGUAACGGAGAAGAUCCAAAAACUGGAACUAGGAUGGAACGCUUUCAACAAGGAGUCCGGAAACGUACACUUUUGGCCAAAAAAAAGGUGCAGAGCAUAACAAAGGAUGAUGUUAAAAGUUAUUUAUUGAGGAACGCCUUUGUGCUCUUCACUGUUGUUGCUGUGAUUCUCGGUGUAAUCCUUGGAUUUUCUCUCCGAUCAUAUAAGAUGAGUUAUCGGGAAGUCAAGUACUUUUCAUUUCCAGGAGAACUACUCAUGAGGAUGCUGCAAAUGCUGGUCCUGCCACUAAUUGUAUCCAGUUUAGUCACAGGAAUUGCUGCCCUGGAUAGUAAAGCAUCAGGGAAGAUGGGAGUCCGAGCAGUAGUCUACUACAUGAGUACUACGAUCAUUGCUGUACUGAUUGGUAUAAUCAUUGUGGUCAUCAUCCAUCCGGGGAAAGGUACAAAAGAAAACAUGCACAGAGAAGGCAAAAUUGUGCAAGUGACAGCAGCAGAUGCCUUUCUUGAUUUAAUCAGAAAUAUGUUCCCUCCAAACUUGGUGGAAGCUUGCUUUAAACAGUUCAAAACUAACUAUGAGAAGAGAAUGUUUAAAGUAGAUAUUCCACCCAACGACACAUCCACAGUGGCUUCCAUAAUAAGUAAUGUGUCAGAAGCAAUGGAAACCCUUGCCCGAAUGCAAGAGGAAAUAGUUCCUGUUCCGGGUUCUGUAAAUGGAGUCAACGCCCUUGGCUUGGUGGUUUUUUCAAUAAGCUUCGGCCUGGUGAUUGGAAGCAUGAAGGAGCAAGGUCAGGCAUUAAAAGACUUCUUUGAUAGCCUGAAUGAAGCUAUCAUGCGACUGGUAGCUCUAAUCAUGUGGUAUGCUCCACUUGGAAUCCUCUUCUUGAUUGCUGGAAAAAUUGUUGAGAUGGAAGAUAUGGGUGUGAUCGGUGGUCAGCUUGCUAUGUAUACUGUAACAGUUAUUAUCGGUUUGCUAAUUCAUGCGGUCAUCGUCCUACCUCUUCUCUACUUCCUGAUCACUCGUAAGAACCCUUGGGUAUUUAUUGGAGGACUGAUCCAGGCACUAGUCACAGCUUUGGGAACAUCUUCCAGUUCUGCCACGCUACCUGUUACAUUUAAGUGUCUAGAAGAAAUAAACGGAGUGGACAAGCGAGUUACAAGAUUUGUACUCCCAGUCGGUGCUACAAUUAAUAUGGAUGGAACUGCUUUAUAUGAGGCUUUGGCUGCAAUUUUCAUUGCGCAGGUUAACAACUUUGAUCUGAACUUUGGGCAGAUUAUCACAAUCAGCAUCACAGCUACAGCUGCCAGUAUUGGGGCUGCAGGCAUUCCUCAAGCUGGACUGGUCACCAUGGUCAUUGUGCUUACAUCAGUUGGUUUGCCUACAGAUGAUAUCACUCUUAUCAUUGCAGUGGACUGGUUUUUGGAUCGCCUCCGUACCACUACCAACGUCUUGGGCGACUCCAUUGGAGCAGGAAUUGUUGAACAUUUAUCACGGCAUGAGCUGAAGAACAGGGAUGCUGAGAUGGGUAAUUCUGUGAUAGAGGAAAAUGAAAUGAAGAAACCAUACCAACUGAUCUCACAGGAAAAUGAGAGUGAGAAACCAUUAGAUAGUGAAACCAAGAUGUAGAGUAAAGAAGGCAUGAGUCCAACACUACAAGUGUGGAAAGCUUAUACUUUUUCCAGCCAUUUAUGUCUUGAAUUCACCAAGUCUGCUUAGUCCUUGUUUUCUCCCUUCAUGCUAGCACUGAAAAAUAAUUAAUGACAAUAUAUUCCAAAUUAGCAGUGAUCAAGGUAUAUGUUGGCUUCCCACUUAAAAAAAAUUAACAGGCAACACUACCGGUCCUGCUAGACAUGUGCUAACUGAGAAUAAAAAAAGAGAGAUUGUUUAUUAAAUCGUAAAACAUACCAGUGUAUAUGUUACUCCGUCCUGUAAAUGUGAUCUUAUUCUUUUUUUUAUGAACUGGAAAGUAAAAGCAGAUAGCAGAGCCUGAAAAAUGGUUUUAUUUUUUUAAAAUACCUGUUGCAAACAUCCUAACAUCUAUAAGCACACAAUCAACAUUUUAACUCGAUAACCGCAUCCAGCUAAGUAAAUUAACAGGCUUUUCACUUUUUUGUCUGAUGUCAUUUUUCUAUAGUGUUACAUCCUUGUUUUAUUACCAGCAGCACAAUAAAAAGAGGGACGUUAAAUGAAAGGAUAAAAACGGAGAUGUGUUAAAAAAAAAAAAAAAA
Struthio camelus australis is the source of this 2487-nucleotide messenger RNA. Its product is annotated as excitatory amino acid transporter 1. Lineage: Eukaryota; Metazoa; Chordata; Aves; Struthioniformes; Struthionidae. Gene Ontology annotation, molecular function: neutral L-amino acid transmembrane transporter activity; L-glutamate transmembrane transporter activity; glutamate:sodium symporter activity. The record is from RefSeq and is a predicted model, not a curated record. Gene Ontology annotation, cellular component: plasma membrane. Gene Ontology annotation, biological process: L-glutamate import across plasma membrane; L-aspartate import across plasma membrane; D-aspartate import across plasma membrane.